AUGGCUCCUCAACGGCGAAAGCAGUCUUCGGUUCCGGAAGGCUACGUGGAGGACCUCUCCAAAGGCAGAACACUUCGAUUCGAAGCCUCCCUCCCUAAACUCCCCGUGCCAACACUCGAAGAAACCGCAAAGCGCUACCUGAAAUCCGUGCACCCUCUGCUGUCGACCCCCGAAUACGAGCGCACAACCAAGGCCGUGCAAGAGUUCAUCAAGCCCGGCGGCCAAGGAGAGACACUUCAAAAGAGACUCAUUGCUCGCCGUGACGACCCCAAGAUCGAUAACUGGCUUAUCGAAUGGUGGAAUUUCGGCGCCUAUCUAGGCUACAGAGACCCCGUUGUUCCUUAUGUUUCUUAUUUUUACUCCUACAAGGAUGACCGUAAACGUCGCGGCAACCCCGCCGCCCGUGCUGCAACUGUUACUCUGUCCGCCCUUGAGUUCAAGCGCCAGGUCGAUGAUGGAUCAUUGGAGCCCGAGUACUUGCGAAAAAUCCCCAUGGCGAUGAGCUCAUAUCAGUACAUGUUCAACUGCUCACGUAUCCCUGCUCAGCCCGCCGACUAUCCCCAGAAAUUCUCACCAGAAGAGAACCAACACUUUACGGUUGUCCGCAAAAACCAAUUCUUCAAAGUUCCCUACGUUGUCAAUGGACAAAAGCUCACUAGUGGUGAAUUGCAGAAGCAAUUCGAGGUGAUCUACGAGCGUGCUGAGCACCCCGUCACUCCUGUCGGUGUCUUGACUGCUGCAAACCGUGACCACUGGACUGCUACUCGAGCAAAAUUGCUCGAGGUUAGUCCCGCUAAUGCCAAGGCACUCAAGGAUAUUGAGUCCUCUGCUUUCUUGGUCUGUUUAGAUGAUGCUGCUCCUGUGACCCUUGAAGAGCGAGCACAUCAAUACUGGCACGGUGAUGGAUGCAACCGUUGGUACGACAAGCCUCUUCAGUUCAUCAUCAACGAUAACGGUACUGCUGGUUUCAUGGGCGAACACAGUAUGAUGGACGGUACACCAACACAACGUCUCAACGAUUACGUGAACAGUCUUAUCUUUGGCAACAAGCUUGAAUAUGACAACACACCAGUCCGAUCUACCCUCCCCCCGCCAGCUCCUAUCAACUUUGAGCUUAACGUCGAAGUCGAGAAGGCUAUCAACGAAGCUCACCAAGAGCACAAAUCGCUCAUUGCUGCUCAUGAGUUGCGCGUCCAAGCGUUCCUGGCCUACGGUAAAGGAUUGAUCAAGAAGUUCAAAUGCAGUCCCGACGCGUAUAUUCAGAUGGUCAUUCAGCUUGCCUACUACAAGAUGUAUGGUAUCAACCGACCCACCUAUGAAUCGGCAACGACCCGCAAGUUCAAAGAAGGUCGAACCGAGGUCAUCCGCACUGUGUCCGACGAGAGCACUGCUUUUUGCCGUGCCCACCAAGACCCCAACGUUCCUCGCGAGGAAGUCGUCAAACUGUUCCGCGAGGCUCUCAAAGCGCAUACCAAAUAUACUAUGGAUKCCAGCGACGGCAAAGGCGUUGACCGCCACUUGUUGGGCUUGAAAAAAUUGGUGCAGGAAGGCGAGAAGUUGCCUGAAAUUUUCGAUGAUCCUACCUAUGGAUACAGCAGUUCUUGGUACCUAUCGACCUCUCAGCUCAGUUCCGAGUACUUUAAUGGAUACGGAUGGAGCCAAGUCAUCGACGACGGAUUCGGUAUUGCCUAUAUGAUCAAUGAAGACAGUCUGCAAUUCAACAUCGUCUCCAAGAGACUCGGCUGUGAGCGCAUGAGCUUCUACCUCAACGAAGCUGCCCUUGAGCUCCGCGACGUGUUGAUGCCCGAUUUGUUGGCCGAGAAGGAGAAGGCCAAGUUGUAA
Messenger RNA from Talaromyces amestolkiae, 1842 nucleotides. RefSeq lists its product as uncharacterized. Gene Ontology annotation, biological process: carnitine metabolic process. NCBI's taxonomy places the organism in Eukaryota, Fungi, Ascomycota, Eurotiomycetes, Eurotiales, Trichocomaceae. Bases 1 to 1842 code for a protein of 613 amino acids. The record is from RefSeq and is a predicted model, not a curated record. Gene Ontology annotation, molecular function: carnitine O-acetyltransferase activity. Gene Ontology annotation, cellular component: peroxisome; mitochondrion. The transcript has 3 exons.